AGCAGGGGCGGACUGACCAUUUGAGCACUCGGGCACUGCCCAAGGGCCCGGGGUCAGUAGGGGGCCCCAUGAGAUGCCCCUGGUACCUUUCAUUGACUUUUUUGGGUGUGGGCGAGGACACAGGGGCCCCAUGAUCCCCUAUUGCCCGGGGGCCCCAUGAGUUGUCAGUCCGCCCCUGUUUCCAAAUGGUCAGUCCGCCCCUGCUCACGGCCAUUGUCCAUUAGGCACAUACAGUGCCCAGAAAGACACCCCCACCUG
Staurois parvus is the source of this 258-nucleotide messenger RNA. The record is from the annotation of a GenBank genome assembly. Lineage: Eukaryota; Metazoa; Chordata; Amphibia; Anura; Ranidae.